GGCACGACACGACUUAAAUGGCUCAGGGAAAGAGAGCCACCAGGCUGGAGGAAAAUGCAGACACCGAGAGGUCGACGGACACCACCGAGGGGAGCAGAGAAGAACAUGAGGACGGCACUCCUGCUGCUGGGCAUCGCCACUCUGACGUCCACCUUCCCAAAAUUCCAAAUCAAACUCCAAAUUGAGAACAGCAGCUCCGAGGAGGACGCGGACAUGAACGACUCUUCCAGUGAAAAUGGAGGCAAUUCAGUUCAGGUCGAGUCUUUAGUGGUGAAGAAUUUCAAUAAAGUCUCAAAAGACAUUUGGAGAGAUAACGGGGACGGUGAAGAAAGACACGGCAGAGCAAUCAGCAGCAACAAAAGAGGAGAUGGCAAAAACUGGCACCCCCCUGGAGAAGAAAUGACAAGAGGAAGAGUCGAUGAGGAUGACAGAGGAAGUGACGAGAGGAGCAGGGGUACAAAUGGCGUCCAGGAAACAAUGGGGGCAACCAGAGGAGAUUACACAAAUGAAGACGAGGCAGAGGGUGACACCCCACCAGACAACGUAGAGGACAGGAGAGGGAGAAAGAGAAAGAUAGCGGGUGACAUUAAAGGAAAAUACAAGACGGGCGAGCCAAGAGAAGAUGACAUGCAGGGUGACAGAGACGACGGAGACACAGCCAGCACAUUGAAUGGAAGUAAUGCCAAAAAUCAACAUGAGUGCCACGCCGGGGAUGAGGAGAACGGCAGCAGUGGGCAAAGUGAGAGGUCUGGUGAUGAAAAUGGCAAAUCCAAAGACACGAGCUGGUCAGGUGGAGCUGGAGAUCAGGGCAACAGCAAUGAUGAAGAGGAGGAAGAAGAAGACGCCCUUCAGGAUGGAGGAGGUCAAAGUGUUCAACAGGAAGGUGGCAGAGCUAAGAAGAGCAGAAAACAUGGCUGCAGGGAGGAAUGUCAGGAAAGAAAACUGAAGAACAGACACAACAGCGAUGAUGAUGAUGAUGAUGGUAAUGGUGACAGAGGAGACCAGGGAAAGAAAAGUAUACACCCUGAGAGCAGACAAGCAGCAGGCCAGCACAAGAGGGACAGUAGAAGAAAUGGGACACGUCAGACACAAGACAGCAAACCCCAAGUGUGGACCCUGGGAACAAAUGGAGGUGACCAGAGCAGGGAGGACACAGAGGUCCAGAGUCGGCCCCUGGUCAUCCAUUCAGCUCGUCAGGAAGAUGAGACAUCAGCAUCAAGUGGGAGCAGCUCCAGCAGUGAAGAAGAUCAGAAUGGAGGCUGGAGGGCCAACAGGAAAGUUCAGAGGGGCAGAGAUGAUGAACACGGGGACUCGGUCAGCAGUGAAGAAGAUCAGAAGAGUUCUUCAAAGUCCAAGAGAGAUGAUCGGCACAGAGGUUCAAGAUCCAGGAGUGAAGAAGAUCAGCACACAGGUUCAAGAUCCAAGAGCGAGGAAGACAAGGGCACAGGCUCAAGAUUUGACAGUGAAGAGUGGAAGAGUACAGGUUCAAGACCCUACAGUGGGGAGGGUCAGAAUGGCAGCUCAAGAUCCAGUAGUGAAGACCACUGGAAGGGCAGUUUGAGGUCCCACAGUACGAAAGAGCAUCAGAGCAGUGAAGCAUCCAACAGUGCAGAAGAUAAGAAGAACAGCUCAGAGUCCAACGGAGGAGAUCAGCACAGAGCCGCCAUUUCCAGCAGUGAGGACAGAAAAUUAAGAUCAAACAGUGAAGAUGGGAGAAGAAGUUCAAGGCCCAUCCGUGGGGAAGAUGAGAAGAGCAGCUCAAGUUCCAGCAGUGAAGAAGUUCAGCAGAGUGGUUCAAGAUCUCUCAGUGAUGAAGAGAGGAAGAGUGUGUCAAGAUCCAAAAGUGAAGAUCAGCACAGAAGCUCAAGGUCCAGCAGUGAAGAACUUUGGAAGAGAAGCUCAAGGUCCAGCAGUGAAGAAGAUAAAACCAGGUGUUCAGGAUCAGGCAGAGAAGAUCAGAAAAGGAGUUCAGGAUUCAUCAGUGAAGAGCACAACAGAGGAUCAAACUCCAACAGUAAAGAAGAUGAAAGAGGUGGUGAUGAUCGGAAGGGUAGUUUGAGGCCCAACAGUAUAGAAGAUCAAAACGGGCAUCCAAGAUCCGGGAGUGAAGAGCACAUGAAGAGCCAUUUGAGAUCCAGCAGUGAAGAAGAUCAACAAGUUGGCUCGAGAUCCCUCAGUGAUGAAGAUAGGAAGAAUGGGUCAAGAUCCAAAACUGAUCGGUCAAGAUCUAGCAGUGAAGAACUUUGGAGGAGAAGCUCAGGAUCCAGCAGUGAAGAAAAUAAACAAGGUGGCUCAAAAUCCAUCAGUGAUGAUCAGAAGAGUAGUUUGAGGCCAAAUAGUGUAGAAGAUCAAAAUGGACAUCCAAGAUCCAUAAGUGAAGAGCACAUGAAGAGCCAUUUGAGAUCCAGCAGUGAAGAAGAUCAACAAGGUGGCUUGAGAUCCCUCAGUGAGAAAGAUCUGAAGAGUGACUGGAGGUCCAUCAACCAGGAGGACAGCGUGAGCACCUCAAGGCCCAGCACACCAGGAAGUAACUUUGAUGGAGUAAACGAGAAGUCUGGCUUUAGCUCCAGCAGCGUAGCAGCGAAAACAAGAGCAUCGAGUCACCAUACGUCUGAAGGAGAUGCAGAUUCUGUGUUGGGUGACAGCAGCUUCAGCAGUUCGAGUAGUGAAGAGCCUCAGAUGAGGGUCCCCAGUUGUGGUCACAAAGACAAGUUGGGUCCUAGUGGUCUCCAUGGCCGAGAGGAAGGCUCCAGCAGUGAAGAGGAUCAAAGUGCAAGAGUGGCACGAAGAAGCCCAGAGAAAGGUGACGGAUCCCAGGGUCAGGAGUGAGGUGGUACCAAAGGUCCGGGGGUCACUUAUGAAUCUGUGUAGCGUAAAGUGGGGGGCACACCGCUGGUCCACAGGACUGACCUCCUUUUAUUUUUUUUUAGUUUCUUGAGUUUCUUACUUUAUUAUCUGAAAUAACCAAAGACACAAUGUCCCGUUGGACUAACCAUUUGAAGGUGACCAUCACAUCCUGCCAGAGCAGAACGAGCGAAGGACUAAAGUCCCAAGAGGGGUGAACUGGAGAGAAAGACCUACCACCAGUCAUCCAUCCCUCCAAUGAGAAGCUAUGCCAGUAACAAUGGGUGCAAGACAAGUGCCAGCCCAGGUUGGGAUGCCAGUCCAUUCACCUACAAUGCAGGGCACUAGGAUGUGGAAAGAAAUGUGUAUGUGGGGAGGGGGAGGGGGGGUUACCUGGAGAAAGCCAAACACAAAGAGGGUCCGUGGAGAGCAGAUUUGAACCUGUGUCUGUGGAGUUAUGAGACAGCAGCACUGCAGAUGAUCCCAAGUGUAGGAAACCAGCAGAGACGCUUUAAAGCAGUGGGGGGCGCCACUGGGCACUGAUUUGGAGUCCACAAGGUGACACCUGCAGUCAUGGAAUAGCUGUGGAGUGCAGGCAACCAUACUGUCAUGUGCAAAAGUAAGUGCACCCCAUGGAACAGAAGACCCUCGUGCCUACAGAUAAAGUUCAUAGACUUGAAAAACAUAACAAGGAAAACUUAACUUGUCAUUAAUUUGUUUGAGAGAAAUCUCAAUAGAUGGAAUGGUCUACUGGGGGGAAAAAGGAAGACCACCCUUAGCCUCAGAAGCUGGUGUUGCCCCCGUCACUAGAACUGACGUCUUGUAGAUGACAUUUUUGACCACCUCUCCAUGCAGCAUUCCUUCAGUGGACAGACGUUUUCUUGCAUGUUCUGCCCGUUUCAAAUCAAACACACAGCAUUUCAGUGGGUUUCAAAUCAGGGCCUUGACAUGACCAGUCCAUACCCAUCCAUGUCUUCUUUUUGAGCCAUUCCUUAGUGUGCUUUAAGUCAUUGCUGUGUCAGGAUCAACUUCAACUUCAGCCCUGGUGGCCUCACGCGCUUCUCAAGCUCACUUUGAUAGAACACAGAAUUCAUAGCUGACUCGAUGGCUUCAAGCUGCCCAGGCUGUGAAGCAGCAAUGCAACCCCAAAUCGGAGCAUUACUACCUCAAUGCUUCGCAACUGGUGUGAGGUUCUUGUCCUGAGAUGCCACCAGACAUGUCCACUGUUAUUGUGACCAAACAAGUCCAACAACGACUCCAGAGCCCAUUGGUCCAGUAGACCUGGUCUUUGCUUUGAUGUUCAAUGCCAAACUCUAGUCUUGCUCUGAUGUUCUUUCUCCUGGCACAUCUCCCAUGCAGGUCACAUCUGUGCCAUCUCUUUCUGACUGGUGAUGCCUGCUGUUUAGCAGCAACUUUUUACAAGAGCUCCCUGCAGAUCCUGCCAUGACAUUUUCGGGUUGCUGUGGACUUCUUUAAGUAUCAGAUGGUCAUUUCUUGGGCUGAAUUUUGCUGGGCUGGCCAAUCCUGGACUAAUGUGCAGACAUUUGAAAUCCACAUCAGUGGAAUGAUGGAUUUCAAAGAAUUUGGAGAACUUUUGAAAACCCUUUCCAGGCUCCCAGGCAUCCACAGCCUUCUUUCUGAAGGGCUGUAGAAAGCUCUGUAGAUCUCGACAUGAUGAGACCACACGUGUCGAUAGGAAAGUGAGCUCCAGACCUUCGACACCUGACACCAGACCCACCUGCAGGUCCCCUAAGGAGGUUUUCAACAUUGACACCUCGUCUUUAACACCUGAUUGGACGGACUUGAAGUAGUAAUAAAUGGAGAGGUGGGCCAAUCUGCAUGUGACCAAUCUGCAUUUUAGUUCAUUUAAAUGAUGCUGAUGAUGAUGAAGAUGAUGAUGAACCCACCAUGUCAGUCUGACAUGUCAUUUGUUUAUGUAGAUCACCUUUGCCUGUAGGCACUGUCUGUAUGAAGAUCUAAUGAUUGUCUGUCAAAAGGGGUGCAUUUACUUAUUCACACGGCCGUAACUCAACCACAUGGAAAUCAUUAAGACGGUGCGAGACUUCAUGCAGUAAUUUGCACACCGCCUUGGUCUUCUGAUGAGCGAGUCCCCCUCGACUGCCGUGACCUGAACACCCCCAGCGUUAGCCUGUUUGUCUUCAAGGAAGAGAAGGCUGCCAGCUGUGCCAGUGCUUCUGGACUUUAUGAUGUGUGUUUUUAAUCCAUUUUAACCAACUGAAUACGAAUAAAACAAUUUACUGUCGAUGAUU
Polypterus senegalus (gray bichir) is the source of this 5114-nucleotide messenger RNA. Its product is annotated as sarcoplasmic reticulum histidine-rich calcium-binding protein-like. The transcript is spliced from 6 exons. The record is from RefSeq and is a predicted model, not a curated record. Bases 55 to 2829 code for a protein of 924 amino acids. NCBI's taxonomy places the organism in Eukaryota, Metazoa, Chordata, Cladistia, Polypteriformes, Polypteridae.